Molecule: messenger RNA, 5528 nt
Organism: Thamnophis elegans (Western terrestrial garter snake)
Lineage: Eukaryota; Metazoa; Chordata; Lepidosauria; Squamata; Natricidae
Product: gamma-aminobutyric acid receptor subunit rho-1
Exons: 8
Coding region: 16-1191 (391 amino acids)
Biological process (GO): signal transduction; monoatomic ion transmembrane transport; regulation of membrane potential
Cellular component (GO): membrane; GABA-A receptor complex; synapse
Molecular function (GO): extracellular ligand-gated monoatomic ion channel activity; neurotransmitter receptor activity; GABA-A receptor activity
Source: RefSeq, a predicted model, not a curated record
GACCAUGACUUCAGCAUGCGGCCAGGCUUUGGAGGCCCUUCAAUUCCUGUUGGAGUUGAUGUACAAGUUGAAAGUCUUGACAGCAUUUCAGAGGUUGAUAUGGAUUUCACCAUGACGCUUUACCUGAGACACUACUGGAAAGAUGAAAGAUUGUCAUUUCCAAGUACCAAUAACCAAAGUAUGACCUUUGAUGGCAGACUUGUGAAAAAGAUCUGGGUGCCUGACAUGUUCUUUGUCCAUUCAAAGCGUUCCUUUAUCCAUGACACAACAACAGAUAAUGUCAUGCUUCGAGUACAACCAGAUGGGCAAGUACUUUACAGCUUGAGGGUCACUGUAACAGCAAUGUGUAACAUGGAUUUCAGUCGUUUUCCCCUUGACACGCAGACAUGUUCUCUGGAAAUUGAAAGCUAUGCUUAUACUGAAGAUGAUCUCAUGCUAUACUGGAAGAAUGGGAACGAAUCCUUGAAAACAGAUGAUAGAAUAUCAUUAUCUCAGUUCCUUAUACAAGAGUUCCACACCACCACCAAACUUGCUUUUUAUAGCAGCACAGGUUGGUACAACCGUCUCUUCAUCAACUUCACAUUAAGACGACAUAUCUUCUUCUUCUUGCUUCAGACCUAUUUCCCUGCCACUCUGAUGGUCAUGUUGUCUUGGGUUUCUUUCUGGAUAGACCGCCGUGCUGUGCCUGCAAGAGUUCCCUUAGGUAUCACGACAGUACUGACCAUGUCUACCAUCAUCACUGGUGUCAAUGCCUCCAUGCCUCGAGUUUCCUACAUCAAAGCUGUGGACAUUUACCUCUGGGUCAGUUUUGUGUUUGUCUUCCUCUCAGUAUUAGAGUAUGCUGCAGUGAAUUACCUGACCACAGUGCAAGAAAGAAAAGAAAGGAAGCAAUGCGAGAAGUUUUCUGGUGCUUCUGCAAUCCCACAGCCAAAGCAAAUGACAGGGAUGGAAGGCAGCUACAGUGAUGGAGAAGUAAAUGAAUUAGGGCAAUAUGUGUCUGAAAAUGGAGGCAAAGAAGACAGAAUGAUGGUCCAGUUGGGUCUUGGAUCAGAAGGAAAUUCAAAUAGGAGGAAAAUCCAGAGAUAUAGCAGCAUGAGAAUUGACACUCAUGCCAUUGACAAGUAUUCCAGAAUAAUAUUUCCAGGAUCAUACAUUUUAUUUAAUUUGAUAUACUGGUCCAUUUUUUCAUAGUUAUUUUUUCUGUAGCUAUUUUUUAUGUGCUUGCAACAAUAUCAUGCAUCAAUUAUCAAGUAAAUUUGAAAGUGGAAACUGAAUGUUCUUCGUUCUUCCUGAUAAAGUUUGGUACUUAAUAUGAAUAUCACUUAAAUAGCUCUCCUGUUCAUUUUCUUGUGAUUUCAAUGGGAAAUAGCAAAGAGAAGAGAAAAGCCUACCUUUUGCAAAGGGGAUUCUUUGAACAGGGUUUGCAUUUUAAAAGACUUGUACUAAAUUACUAAAGGACAAAAGAAGGCAAGAAGAUACUUUAAAGUUCUCCUCUGAAACUUCUGAUUAUGGAAUUUUUAUUUCAGCUACAGAAAUGGACUAUAUUGUAAUUUUUUUUUCAGUUGUAAAUAUAUUAUGUGCCAUUAAGUCAUUAUUGAUUCUUAACCACCAUAUAGGUACCAGGACGAUCUAUCUCCAAUCUGGCCCAUCAGAUCUUCAAAUAAUGUACCCAUUGCCAGUUUGAGUCUAUUCACUUUGCUGCUGAUUGUCCUCUUUUUCUCUGUCUUCUUACAUUUCCCAAAAUUAUUAACCUUAAAAUGUGAGCUUGGUGAUUUUUUGUUUUCAAUAGGAAGUUUGCACUGAUUUGUUCUAUGAUCAAUUUGUUUUCUGGCUACUCACCGUAUUCUCAGAAGUCGUCUCCAACACCAAAGUUCAAAAGCAUCGAUAUUAUUAUUUUUUAAAUCAUAAAUUAAAAAACUCUUUGUAGAUAAAUUACAAAUGUAGAUACUCUACAGCUACUCUACAAGAUUUAAUAAUCUUAAAAGAAGUGUAGAUGUUAAGCUUGUAUUUAUUUUGCCUAGAAUUUUCUGCCUUAGUAAAGAAAAUAUUUUUUGAUACCUAAAAGUAUUAUGGCAUGUUAGAAAAACAUUUUAUGAAGGCCAUUUAAUGAAUUACCAAUACUGCUGGUGCCUAAAUUGAAUGAGGUUUUUUUUUUGUUUAAAUCAACGAAUCUGACAUUUUAAAGGAGACAGAGAUAUAUAUAAAAAAAUGGCAUCAGCUUUGUGGAUUACUCUGAUGCAUCUUAUGGGAUUAUUGUAAGCAGUAUCACAGAUGACAUGUUCUACUUAAUUGAAUCCUUUUUUUUUACUACAAUGCCCUAUGGCAAGGGUGAUGAACCUGUGACCAUAUAAAUGCUGAACUACAUUUCCCAACUUCCUCGAGGACUGGGAUUGUUGGGAUCCACUGGCACAUGGAAUGUCAUAAUUCCCUAUUUCUGAUUCCCAGAAAUUUGUCAGCUUAACUAUAGGUCAUGAAUAUUUAAAACUCUGUAAUAGAGUUAUAUAUUCUGAUUCCAGCAGAAGGGUUCCUUCUAUGAAUAUGAGGUUUUUGAACAACAAUGGAGGAAACAGCGAUAGGGUGGCAGAGAUCAUUGUUGCACCGAACAACAUUUUUCCAACUAAAGAAGCAGCUGUUUAAUCUCCAAGCUUUCCAUUGGAUAUAUCACAUGACCUUAAAUAUAAAGAAAUAUUGUUUACAUGUUAAUUAAAAAUUAAGGUGAUGAAUUGAAUUUUAUGUAAGCAUUAAAACAGAAGCUAGUAUUUUCUUCUAACCAACUUUCAAAUAAAUAAAGGUUUUUAUUCAGAUAUCACAAUCCUUAUGUUUCAAAUCCAGGUGGGUUUUGAAACAUUAAAAAACACUUUUGUUUUUGGUGUUUUUUUUUCUUUUUUGCUGGAAGACCUGUUAAAAGUUUAAGAAAGAGCAAUAAGGUAAUUAACACUUUGGAAGCGCUAGAGCCAAGCAGGUGAAUGGCUCCCAAUUUAGACUUAAAUUUCACCUGUAGAAAUGGCAGAAACAUCAUAAGGACAUGAACAUACGCAAAAUGUCUAUACAUGUCUGCAUAGACAUUUAAUAAAAUAGAUCCAGAAGAUUUAACUUUCCGUUCAAGCUUUUAAGAUUUCUAUAUUAGAUGCAAUCCUGUAAGAAUCUUCAACCCUUCAGUGAUAAGUAACGAAUAAUGAAACCUAGCAGAUUUAUGCAAAAUUAUUAAUUGAAAAUAUAAUGUUGUUGGCAUAGAAUUUUAAUUAUCUAAAUGCAAAAUUUCUAUUUGUUUAAUUUCCAUAACACUGACUUGUACACAUGGACCUGGCAGGUAAGUUUUAAAAAAACCAAAAAUAUUUGUAUAAAGAUCAGAAUUUACUCUCUCACAUUUCUUUUUCUACUAAGAGCUUUGCUUGUCUGAAACUUAGUUCCUAUAAGCUUGGUACAAAAAUUAUAUUUAUUGCAGUCAUUGCCAUAAUGUUUUAGUUGUCUCCAAAGGAUAUCUAUAUACUUCUGACACUGAAGAUAAAUCAAAAUAUAAACUAAAUAUACCAACAGAAGAGAAUAUUUUAGCUCAGGGUUGAAUUGUGGAAUCUGUAUUACCAUUUUCUUGCAGAUGUUUCAUUACCCAAUGAAGAGUGAAAAUGUAUAGUUUUGCACUUUAAUGUCUUUCAUUAGCCUUUCAGACAAACAGAAAUAUGAUGCUCAAAUGAAACUGAAUUAACACGACUUAUCAGCAGGCUGAAUGAAUGUAUGGUUCAAAGCAACUGAACCAAUAUUAAAUAGGAAUUAAUUUCAGGAAUACCAUAGAAAACAUUCCCCAAAUCAGUGGAACUGCUUUAUUUUAAAAACAAAGCAAAUGGAUUCAAAUUGCCUGGGCUGUUUAAACCCAUGGGAAACAAAGUCCAACAUCUGGAAUAAGAAACAUUAUUUUCCUGAUUUAGUAGCAAGACCUGUUUAUAUUAACGUCAAUGAAAUUGUAUUUUUCUGAGCAAUAGAUUUAUUGGAUGUUACCUGAAGUCAUUGACACCUAUACAUUGUAGGAAAAAAAACAAUUCAAGUCUUUAAUAAAGAAAUAAUUUUUUAAAAAGCAUCUCAAGGGAUUGUAAAAAAAAUUCCUAGUACACAUGCUUUCUUAUCUCCAGCAAAUAAGUGAAUUAUGAGUCAUCAAGUAAUUUUUAAUUCCUAGAAACCAUAUAGAUUUUUAUGCAUAAUUUUUAUUGAAAAAAAUUAUACAGAUAAAAGAUAUACAUGAAAAUAUAUAUAUAAAAGUUAAAAAGUGGAAAAAAAACAAUAAAGAAAAAAAACUAAAGAGGCAACUUCUGAGUAGCAGUUACAAAUAAAGUUAUUAUCCCUCUUCUAUUUUUUUGGUCAUCUUCUUCUCUUUCCCCCCACUUUUUUAGCAUUAGAGUCUUCUCCACAGAGUUAGGUCUUCACGUAAUAGGAACCAAGUAUACCAAUUUGAGCUUGAAUCAUAGAAAAAGUAUUUUAUUUCAGCACAAAAAUGUUUUGUUUAGAGCAUUCCAAAGAAUUCAGAAUUGCCCUGCCAAUGGCAGACUAAUAAGUCAGAGGGAAUGAUGCUUGUCCAUCUUCAUAUAUUUGUGAAUUUUCUCUUUCUCUUACACACAUAUAGAAUAACCAUAAGAGGAAUAACUGCUAUAAAUGUUUCCCAGGUUUGGGGAUGUGGUGAAAAAUGGUGGGCUUAGGUGCCUUUAUAUGCAAAAUUCAUUUCCAGAUAUUGCCUAUCUCAUCUCUUAUAUUUAACAUACGGAGCAGCUUGUCCUCAGACACAGAGAGACAUUUCAUUUUCUGUGUUCAGAAUUCUUUCUUACCUUGGCGAAAGAGAACAGACUACACUAUAUGGCCUAUGUCUGGUUAUCUGGCAUAAUAAAUUACACUAUUGAACAUGUUUGCUUUCUUUAUUGAAAGAAUGAGUAGGAUUCCCAUGAUUUUCACACUUUAACAAUCAAAAGUCUGUCUUACCAAUGAAGCAGCAUAUACAGCUUUGUUAGGAAACUCCAUACUAAUGCUCUCUAUUUUCAAAGCUUUUUUUUCUGAAGCACAUUGUAAAAAUCUGGAUAGCUGCUGUAGAACUCUACUUAAAAAAUUACAAUAGAACCACACACAGUGAUAAAAUGUCUCAGAAUCAAAACGUACAUUCUAAAUUAAACUAGAAUUAAAGAGUUUUGCAAAUCAUUUUUAAUCAGAUUUUUUUUAUUGAGACAGAUCCCUUUGGUCACACAACUAGACGACCAUGAUUAAGAUUAAUUUAUCUGACCAAAAUACUCAAUUUCCAAGUACCACAAAGGAACCUUUCUGAAGCUACAAAAAUAUGUAACCCGAAUAGUGGAUUAAUCAUGUCUAGAGUAGAAAGACCUGUGUAGUGUUGUGGUUAAGAUGCUGGAUUAAGAGCAAAAGGUCCAAGGUUAUUUAGCUUAUCAUUCUUUCUCAGCCAACCUCCCUCUAAGAAUGUUCUGGGCGGAAAUAGGACAGAGCAUUACAUACACUGACUUCAGCUCUCGGAUAAAAAGAGGAUAUAAUCAAAUAAA